AGGCUGCCUCGCAGACUUCUCUCAAUACAGUCAGAGUGAACUGCGGGGGCACGCGGAGUGGAUUUCUGCAGUCACCGACAGCGGAAAGAGCCUCAAAUAAGGAUUUUUUUAUUGAGCUGUUUCGACUCACAGCCCCGCUUUUGUGUUAUUUUCGCCUGUUUGUUUUGGAACUCGACAAACGGAACUUCUCUUGAGUUUGGAGAGCCUUUUUUCAGAUAUGGACAGUCGGCGACCCGCUGCAGGGAGCGACUGGCCGGUGUACCCUCAGUAGACUUGGGAAUAAAACUGUGAACUCGCCUUCUGGGUUUUUUUUGACUGGAUGUUUCAUGAAGCGUUUCGCAUUUUUGGUCAGUUCUGGGACACCGUGGAUUUACCAGGUUCGGAAACGGAUAGAUAUUCGUGACUCACUGUCGACGACCAGAAGGAUUUACGCUUCUAAAGUUGAAGGAAAAACAUGGAGACUGUAAAUCGGCAGAGCUUCCAGCCUCACCCGGGACUGCAACAAACUCUCAAGCAGUUUCACCUCAGCUCUAUGAUCUCUUUGGGCGGACCGGCGGCUUUCUCUGCCCGGUGGCAACAUGAGCUCCUGUUCAAGAAGGACGGAAAGGAGCCCGAGCCGGCUCUGCAGCAUCUGCCGCCCCCGGUGAUGCCGGGCCCGCUGUUUAUUCCGUCGGACCGCUCCACUGAGAGGUGCGAGACUGUGCUGGAGAGCGAGACCAUCUCCUGCUUCGUGGUCGGCGGGGAGAAGCGACUGUGUCUGCCGCAGAUCCUCAACACGGUGCUGCGGGACUUCACCCUGCAGCAGAUCAACUCAGUUUGCGAUGAUCUGCACAUCUACUGCUCUCGGUGCACGGCGGACCAGCUGGAGAUCCUCAAAGUCAUGGGGAUCCUGCCCUUCUCUGCACCGUCCUGCGGUCUCAUCACCAAGACGGACUCCGAGCGGCUCUGCAACGCCCUGAUCUACGGAGGCGCCUACCCUCCGCGCUGCAAGAAGGAGCUGAGCGGAGGCUCCCUGGAGCUGGAGCUCACCGAGAGGAGCUUCAAAGUCUACCACGAGUGUUUCGGCAAGUGCAAGGGGUUGUUCGUGCCGGAGCUGUACACCAACCCCAACGCAGCGUGCAUCCAGUGCAUGGACUGCAGACUCAUGUACCCUACCCAUAAGUUCGUGGUGCACAGUCACAAGGCACAGGAGAACAGGACUUGCCACUGGGGCUUCGACUCGGCCAACUGGAGGGCGUACAUUCUCCUGGGCCAGGAUUACUCGGGGAAAGAGGAGAAGGCCCGUAUGGAGCAGCUCCUGGACGAGAUCAAGGAGAAAUUUGACUUCGCCAACAAGUACAAGAGGAAAGCAUCGUCCAGGGCAUCUGACCCCGUCCCUAUCAAACGGUCCAAACAUGAAGACUUCCCCUCGCCGGCCCUGCAGUCGGACAAAGAGAAGCAGCACGACUGGCUCCAGUCCCUGUCCGCCGCCAAUAAGGGGCUUAACUGCAUCCAGCCCAGGCAGAGACCCUCAGCUUUCAGACCCUGGUCCCCCCACAUCUCUGCUGGAGAGAAGGAGCCCUCCAGUCACCCCCUGGCCCUGCUGAGAGACAGCUUCUACAACUACAAGAGUAUAGAGAAAGCGGUGGCCCCCAAUGUGGCCCUCACACCGCUGCCCCUGGGGAAGGUAGGUCCAAUGUCCCUGUCGGUACCCAGCACCUCCCACCCGAGCGGAGGUGAGCCCCCGGGCGAGGGCGCCAGCUCCAGGCCCCGCAAGAGAAGAGCCACAGAGGAGCUCCAGACCCCAGAGCCGGAGCCCCCCUGCCCCCCGCCCGCAGCCGCCGCCAGCAAGCUGCCGCUGCCCCCCCCUCAGGACGACAAGGAAUCUGAGGUGGAGAUCGAAGUGGAGAGCCGCGAUGAAUUCACAUCCUCCCUGUCCUCCCUGUCGUCGCCAUCCUUCACCUCGUCCAGCAGCUCAGCCAAGGACCUGAGCUCGCCGGGGGCCCAGGGGCCCGUCUGCACCGUCACGUCGGCUGAGGGCCCCCCUCCCACACCCACACCCGCUGCAGCCCCUGUGGCCCCCUCAGAGGGGGGGCUAGAGUCGGAGCUGGAGAGUCUGAGGCAGGCGCUGGACAGCGGACUGGACUCCAAAGAGUCCAAGGAGAAGUUCCUGCAUGAGAUCGUGAAGAUGAGGGUGAAGCAGGAGGAGAAGCUGGGGUCCGCCCUGCAGGCCAAACGCAGCCUCCAGCAGGAGUUGGAGUUCUUGCGGGUGGCGAAAAAGGAAAAGCUGCGGGAGGCGACCGAGGCGAAGCGAAACCUGAGGAAGGAAAUCGAGCGCCUGCGAGCCGAGAGCGAGAAGAAGAUGAAGGAAGCCAACGAGUCGCGGAUCCGUCUGAAGCGGGAGCUGGAGCAGGCGCGGCAGCUGAGAGUGUGUGACAAAGGCUGCGAGGCCGGGAGGCUCCGCGCCAAGUACUCUGCACAGAUCGAGGACCUCCAGAUGAAGCUGCAGCACGCCGAGGCCGACCGCGAGCAGCUCCGAGCCGACCUGCUGCUGGAGCGGGAGGCCCGGGAGCACCUGGAGAGGGUGGUGAAGGAGCUGCAGCAGCAACUCUGGCCCAGCGACAAGGAGGGGGCGCCUCAGGACACACUCGCUGAAAACUAACCCAGCAGCCAACCCCCCCCCCCCCCCACCCCCCAAUCGCCC
Trematomus bernacchii (emerald rockcod) is the source of this 2683-nucleotide messenger RNA. RefSeq names its product v-ski avian sarcoma viral oncogene homolog a (gene skia). Lineage: Eukaryota; Metazoa; Chordata; Actinopteri; Perciformes; Nototheniidae. The transcript has 7 exons. The coding region runs from base 455 to 2641 and encodes 728 amino acids. Gene Ontology annotation, biological process: negative regulation of BMP signaling pathway. Gene Ontology annotation, cellular component: nucleus. The record is from RefSeq and is a predicted model, not a curated record. Gene Ontology annotation, molecular function: RNA polymerase II cis-regulatory region sequence-specific DNA binding; DNA-binding transcription factor activity, RNA polymerase II-specific; SMAD binding.